AUGAAGCACCAUCGCCAUCGAGGCAUGCGCCUGCGCAAGCAUCGAAGCACUACAACACGUACACCUUCAACAGAUCGUCUGCGUCAGCCAUCCGCUUCCGAGUCAGAUUCAUCCUCAAAAGAGCAGAACCAUAUUGAGCUCGCCGCUGUUCCCGAGCAAAUCCUUGAGGAGCGUCGACGUCGAGCGGAGGAAGCCAAGAAGCUGGCCAAGGCACAACUAUUUCUCAACUCAGAGGUGAGGCAUGCAUCCUACGAAUCGGCUCCGCUGCGGUUACCUGCCGAUCCAGUGGCUCCUGUGCCGUCCCACGUAGGUAGCGUCACUUCUGAGACCGGAUCGUAUCUCGCCAGGCUAUCCGCUCAGGCAGAGGCAGAGGCCAACAGUAGCGGGAAGCGCGCCGGGCAAGGUCGAGGUGCUCGAGGGGAAGAUUCCGACGAUGACGACUCGCUCCACGAUCGACUUCACCACCACCACGGCCCACGUGGCAUUGUGAGGAGCGUCGCGGAAAGGCACCAUCGAAAGACGAUGAAAAAGGAGAAGCAGAGACGUAUGGAGCGCUUGCGUCGGAUUGCUGCACUGGAUCCACUCAAGGAGGGAGAGAGGCAGCACGGUCAAGCCAAGGAGACGACGUUUAUGGCGCUAAUUCGAAAAUACGGUGGUAUGGUGGAAGGAGAGACAGGACAUGCAGAUGCUCGGGAUGAGCUUGCCUCAACGACGCCAAGAGACGAGAGCACGCCUGAAUCAGAACGGUCUUCGCUCAGCGACGAGCACAGCGCCUACCUGGUCGACACACUCGAGGUCGUCGAUCCAGGUGUUUCGGCCGCAGGACACUUGUCCAACAUUGGCAACUCGCUCAUGUUCCCCAAUAUCCCGGGCCUCUACGAUCGACGGCCCGUGAUCGACCUACCCGCGCAAGGAGUCGAUAGCAACGCGGCAUCCACCGAGGCGACACUGCAGCUCGAAGAAGGUCGACCUCGUACAACCAUACCAUUGGCCACGGCUUCAGAAAAGGACCACGACGACCUGCACCUCGACGCUUACGUCCACGAGCUGUUGACCAAAAAGCAAAAGUUCAAACGUGCGAUGCAGGGUGUAUGGGCGUUCCUCAAGACGCCUGUCGGCGUCGUGGCGGGGAUCUACGGCUUCUUGGUUGUGUUUGGCGGUGCUGCGUUGGUGCUGUUUCUCGUUGGCGCGAUCGAUGGCGGCAAGAACAAGGACUACUGGGUCGAGGUUUUCAGUCAGUUUGAGAACGGGCUGUUUACUAUUCCGGGUGUCGGACUGAUUCCAUGGAGGUUGCGCGAUACGUGGCGGGCAGCGUGGAUUGCGUACUACCAACACUUGACGGCGCGCUUGAGGAAGAAACAAGGGCUGCCCAAGCUCGCCGACAAGAACGACGUGCCCUCGAUGGUCGCGGCCAAACACAAGAAGAAGCGCAAUGCCGAACCUGCAGACGAUACCUCGGACGAAGAAGCGCAAGCCCUCCCCGAGCCCGAACUGUCCGCAGACGCAGUGCUCUCCCCGCACCAGGCUGCACACCUCUACGCACUUCAGACCGCCUUCGCCGAGUCGCAAUCGUGGUAUCGCCCACACGAGACAUUCACGCACCACGCAUUCUCGAUCACCUACGCACUGUCCAUCACGGUUCUCAACGACCUCAACUCGCUGUUCCAGUGCCUGCUGUGUGGAUACAUGUGGGGGUACGCGACGCACUACCACGACCGCCCGGCCUGGUCGACGGGGACGUUCAUGCCGUGUUCGUUCCUGGCGGGCAUCGGAGCUGGAGUGUGUAUCUGGAAGGGCGGCGAAAGGAGCAAGAAGAAGCGCGAGGUGGAGGAGAAGCUGCUGGCGGCGUUUGCGAGGGAUAUCGAUGCGCAGGUGGAGAGGAUGCGCAGGGAAGGGGCGGUGGGUGGUUCGACGACCAGUGAGGCGGCGGCGGCGGUGGAGAGGGGUGGUGUGUUGGGCACGGUGGACGAGCUUGAGGAUCACAGGGCGGGCGAAGGCGAAGGAAUUGCGCUCGAGCAGCUGGCGGGCGAAAUCACCGAGAAGGAGGGGUGA
Molecule: messenger RNA, 2052 nt
Organism: Sporisorium graminicola
Lineage: Eukaryota; Fungi; Basidiomycota; Ustilaginomycetes; Ustilaginales; Ustilaginaceae
Exons: 1
Coding region: 1-2052 (683 amino acids)
Source: RefSeq, a predicted model, not a curated record